Messenger RNA from Mycetomoellerius zeteki, 1131 nucleotides. RefSeq lists its product as uncharacterized. Gene Ontology annotation, molecular function: nucleic acid binding. Gene Ontology annotation, biological process: DNA integration. The annotation marks the transcript as partial. The record is from RefSeq and is a predicted model, not a curated record. Lineage: Eukaryota; Metazoa; Arthropoda; Insecta; Hymenoptera; Formicidae. The transcript is spliced from 2 exons.
ACGGUAUCUUUACCGCGCUUGGAACUGUCAGCCGCAUUGCUGUUAGCGCAAUUAUUCGACAAACUCAAAUCGUCCCUUGAUUUGGCGGGCGUUAGGGUAUUCCUAUGGUCAGAUUCCACCAUAACCUUGAGUUGGAUAAUCUCAUCGUCUCGCAGAUGGACAGUAUUUGUGGCAAACCGUGUAGGAGAGAUCCAACGCCUCACCGAUCCGGAAAAUUGGCGUCAUGUAACAUCGCGCAACAAUCCGGCUGACAUACUUUCGCGGGGCUUGCUUCCCAAUGAGCUAAUAGAUUCCUCCUUAUGGUGGCACGGUCCAUCAUUUCUCUCAAAACCCGAGUGUGAAUGGCCAGGCGGUGAAUUCAACAUUAACCAAGAUGAGCUUCCUGAGCAGAAACGAGUUUCCGUCGCGGUUACAUUGACCGAUCGCAACAUUGUUGGCGAUUUGCUAAAUAAAUUCUCCAAUCUCAACAAGGCGUGUCGAAUCCUAGCCUACUGCCUCAGAAUCUUUACUUCCUUGCGUUCAAGGUUUUCAACUCUAGCAAUAUCCGCUGAGGAAAUUUCAAACUCGCUACAUGUCAUGUGCAGGGUUGUGCAAGCCAGAGAGUUUGCAAGUGAGUACGACGCCUUGAGCAAUCGAAGUGAGGCCACCAUGGCUGCAGUCCGACAGCGAUUUUGGCCUCUCUCGUUGCAGUCAAUAACUCGUAAGAUUAUAAGGGAUUGCAUGAUUUGCUUCAAGGCCAAGCCAAUUUUCUCCGAGGCAUUAAUGGGCUCGCUGCCGACCCCGAGAGUUAACUGUUCGCGUCCGUUCUCGCACUGUGGCAUCGACUACGCUGGCCCUGUAAAUGUAAAGGAAGGUAGACGACGUAAUUCACGAAUCCAUAAGGCUUACAUAGCCGUUUUUGUGUGCUUUGCCACCAAGGCCGUGCACUUGGAACUCGUCAGCGAUCUUACCACUAAUGCGUUUAUCGCGGCGCUUAAAAGGCUUAUCUCGCGUCGCGGAAAACCUCAGCGAAUGUACUCGGACAAUGCAACUACCUUUGUAGGAGCGCAAGGAAACAUUAAACAGCUGUAUGAUUUUCUUAGAACCGAUCAAGCCCAGAAAUCCAUAACCGAUUUUUUAUGCGACCAGUAA